AUGAAUGGAGAUGGAACGGCUCAACAUAUUGUUGAUAAACUAGGUGAAUUAUGGGAUGAAGAUGGAAUUAAUAUGAAAAAAACGUGUUGGUUAGCUACAGACAACGCUUCAACUUUUACCGGUGAUGGUACAAAUCGUGUUCGAACUCGAGAAGAUGUAGCUCAAUUUGAAUCAAACUUAGGACAAAUUUAUAAUUUUUUUCAUAGUGCAUGUCGUUUAUCAAUGUUGAAACAUUGGCAAAAUUUUCUCGAUCUACCAGAACUCAAAUUCAAAUAUUUGUUUGAUAUUAGAUGGUCAUCUAUUCGUGGUUGUUUAAUACCCAUCAUUAGUAAUAUUGAACCUGGUCAUCAAGCCUUAUUUGCUACAUUGAAACAAAUUUCUGAAGAUCAAGAUUUUAGUCUUUCCGAUCGUGAAAAAGCUCUCGAUUUAUAUAAUUCCAUUCUCGAUGAUUCAUUUUUAUUUUAUCUUCAUUUUCAUCAUGAUUUACAAGAAUGUGUAUCAGAACGUUUUCUUAUUGAACUUGAUCGACGUUUUCCCAUAUCAAAGGUACAAGAAAGUUUAAGUAGAUUAUUUGAUCCAGUAUAUUUAUGUAAAAAUGAAGAACUUGUUCGUCAAACUGGUUAUGGACGUGAACAACUUGUCUUUCUCUCAAAAAUAUAUAAUCUACUCGAUGAUUUUGAUCCAAAAAAGGUUUCAACCGAAUGGGAAUCUCUACGGCCAUCAUUAAUCGCAUAUAUUGCUAUUGAUGGCAAAAAAUCGAAGGUUUAUUUAGUUUCUCCAACAAACUCAGCUGCAUGUGAGCGUGGUUUCAGUGCUUCAAAUCGUAUUCAAACAAAUAGUCGUGCGCGUCUUUUGAUCGAGACUUUAAAUGUUUUACUUACUGUUCGUUUACUUUUGCAUAAUGAUAUUCGAAGCAAAAGGUGCCAACAAAUCGUCGAAAAAUCAUUUGAUCUUUGGAAUAAUCCAGAUGAAAAUCGUCGAUGGAAACGAACAAAAUUAAUAAUAGAUAUACCAGAUGACUAUGAACCAACACGACAAACUCGUGCAAGUAAUAUUAAAAGAAAACGAGCACAAUCAUUGAAACAGCAUGAUCCUAGUUCAAGUCGGCCAGAAAAGCCGAAAGCAACAGCUGUGAAGUGUGCUAAUGGUUGUCGUCGAACGAUCUCAAAUGAUGAUCCAUUUCAAUAUGAUGCAAUUCAAUGCUGCCAUCAGCUUGAGUAUUAUUCUUGGAUCAAUGAUAAUGAAGAAUGUUCCCGAUGGCUUUGUAAUUAUUGUAGAAUAAAACUAGCAAUUCCAACUGAUUCAACAACUUGGUUUUGCAAUGAUCAUGCUGACAUGCAUAUAGAAGAUGAUACUUUUGAACAAGAACAAUCAUCUGAAUUAAUUUAA
Molecule: messenger RNA, 1389 nt
Organism: Rotaria sordida
Lineage: Eukaryota; Metazoa; Rotifera; Eurotatoria; Philodinida; Philodinidae
Source: the annotation of a GenBank genome assembly